CUCGAGCAACGCUUAAUCAUUAAAAUCAAAGACUUGAUACUCUCUCUUUCUCGUAAUAACAUUGAUACAAUGAGCGAACCGAAUAAUAUGAACGAUUAUAUCGGACGUUAUAACAACAUAUGUCAAUCGACUUACCCAGAGGGCUUCAAUUUUGAUGACACCAAUCCUCCAAGUUACAUGCCCGUUAAUUUGCAGCCUCCAUCUCAAGAUUUCCUCCCUUCUGCUACUUCCGUUUUCCUCUCCGACAAUGUCGAUGCGAUGUCUGUGAAUACUAUGGACUACGGGGAUACUGGAACUUAUACAGGCGAUUGUGCAUCGUAUCAAGCUAACCUCUCAGAAUAUGCUAACGUUGACACGAUGAAUGGGCAGCUGAAUACACCGAGCCAUAAUCAAGUCGAAAACAGUUCUUGUCCGCUUCCAGGAUCUUUUCAGACACUCGGUGGUCCCUCCGUCCCUCAUUCUGAUACGACGAACGACGGUCCGGCAGAUAAUAAUUUUCAACAUCUCAACAAUACAUGUAUUUCAUAUAUUAUUGUACAAAUGCCUACAAGCCACGAAUACGUUGUUAUGAGGGAAGAGCGUACUCAAUCAGUGCUAGGCAGAAUAUCGGCUGCUAGUAACAUUAGCGAAAUAUUAGCUUUAACUCGAAUGUGA
Molecule: messenger RNA, 654 nt
Organism: Paraglomus brasilianum
Lineage: Eukaryota; Fungi; Glomeromycota; Glomeromycetes; Paraglomerales; Paraglomeraceae
Source: the annotation of a GenBank genome assembly